AGAAAGGGAAAUCUCUCCCUGCAAAUCUUCCAUCUUGCCCCUCAGCUGAUGUGGGCUGGGUGCUUCCAUCUUGCCCCUCAGCUGAUGUGGAGCUGAGUGCUUCCAUCUUGCCCCUCAGAUGAUGUGGAGCUGGGUGGCUGGAGGGAGGGGAAGGUGACUGGCCAGCCUGCCCGGAGAUUGGGGGGGGGGUAUACACUAAGCCGCGUCUGAGGGAUUGAUAUUAGAUCAAUGAUCUCAAGCUGCAGGGAACUCCUAAGUCAUCCAGUCCCAAAGCCCCACGUCGUGAUCAGGAAACUGAGUUUCAGGGAGGAUAAACCCUUUGCCCAAGGUCACACAGCCAGUGGAAGAGCCGAGGUCUGAAUCCUCUGCCUCCGGAUCUAGCCCUCUCUUCCUCCAUGAUCCGGGCUCCCAGCCCCCCCCCCUCCCCACCGGCCCCCUCUUCCCCACACCCCAGGGUCCACAGCUACAACGGCUAUUGGGGAUGGGAGAUUGGCAAAGCUGGGGAGAGGGGAGGGGGCAGGUCCUAAAUGACAUCCAUGAGCCAGUUCCCCCCCCUCCUAAACCCGCCAUCCCUUUAAGAUGCCUGUUUAUGCCGUUUUGGCUUUUUUCCGGGGGGAGGGGGCUCAGAACUCGCUGGUGGGAGGGGGGGCUCCGUCAGGGGCAGAUGAUAGGACAAGUUUGAGUGAGCGAUUGCCUCUCUCCGUUCGUCUCCUCCUCCCCGCCCGUCUCGUCGCUUCCCCACUGGCCAGGUAAACACCGAAGCUGAGUGGGCAAAGCUGCCCCCCUCCCCGCCGUGCCCCACCCCCGAGUGGAGAUUGCAGCCAGCAUCCUCUCUCUCACUCCGGGCUCGCCUGCUCAGCGCACAGCAGCAGGGUAGCGGCGGCGGCGGCGGCAGCUGUUCUCACUCCCUCCCUCCAGCUCCCAGCCGAGCUUCCGAGAUGCCGGAGCAGAGCAACGACUACCGGGUGGUGGUGUUCGGGGCCGCCGGAGUCGGCAAGAGUUCGCUGGUGCUGAGGUUCGUGCGGGGCACUUUCCGGGACACCUACGUGCCCACCAUCGAGGACACCUACCGCCAAGUCAUCUGCUGCGAGAAGAGCGUCUGCACCCUCCAGAUCACCGACACAACAGGUAGUCACCAGUUCCCGGCCAUGCAGAGGCUGUCCAUCUCCAAGGGGCACGCCUUCAUCUUGGUCUACUCCGUCACCAGCAAGCAGUCCCUGGAAGACCUGCUGCCCAUCUACGAGCAGAUCCGCCAGAUCAAAGGCGACGUGCAGAAGGUGCCCAUCAUGCUGGUGGGCAACAAGACCGACGAGGACCAGCGGGAGCUGCAGGCCAGCGAGGGGGAGGCCCUGGCCAACAAGUGGAACUGCUCCUUCAUGGAGACCUCGGCCAAGAACAACUCCAACGUGCAGGAGCUCUUCGAGGAGCUGCUCAACCUGGAGAAGAGGAGGCCCGUGUGUCUACAGGUGGACGGCAAGAAAGCCAAGGCGCCCACCCGCGCCGCCCGCCUGCGAGGCAAGUGCUGUCUCAUGUGAGCCCGGGGGGGGCACCCAGCAGGGCCCCUCGCUUUCCUUGCAUGGUGUCUGUCGUAGGGGCCCGGACCGCUCCUCCCUGUCGGAAAGUGUCACCCCAGCAUUCGCGAUUUGGUCGAUGAGGAAUCUCAGCUCGUGGUUCGCGCUCUGAAACCGCCGCCGCCACCGCCGCCACCGCCGCCACCACCACAAAUGGGUACGAACUCAUGUCCUCUGGGGGUGGGGGGGAAAGAAAUCCCAAAAUGUCACCCAGACCUUAAACGUUUUAUUCGAGGGGGAGGGAUCCGUGACUCGACUGACCAAAAAGAAAUUCGGGAAAAUCCCCACGACCUCCGGCAUUGACUGUGUCGAAGCAUUCUGAACUUUGAAGAAAAAUUCGCCCCCAAACCCCGCAAAUUUGACUCCAAAGUCCGGGACGUGUUUUGAAUAAUGUCAUAGCCCCCCCCCCCCCGCCUU
Messenger RNA from Sarcophilus harrisii (Tasmanian devil), 1988 nucleotides. It is a transcript of the gene DIRAS3, whose product is annotated as DIRAS family GTPase 3. Gene Ontology annotation, molecular function: GDP binding; GTPase activity; GTP binding. Bases 939 to 1535 code for a protein of 198 amino acids. Gene Ontology annotation, cellular component: plasma membrane. The transcript has a single exon. Gene Ontology annotation, biological process: signal transduction. NCBI's taxonomy places the organism in Eukaryota, Metazoa, Chordata, Mammalia, Dasyuromorphia, Dasyuridae. The record is from RefSeq and is a predicted model, not a curated record.